AUGGAAUAUAACAGUAUUUCAAAUGCUACAAUAUACAUUGUUAAUAAUAUCAAUGCAUCUAAUAUUUUUAUUAUUUCAGUUGUAUCAUUUUUGAAAUUAUGCCACACAAAAUUAAAAAUAAGCAUAAUCACUUUGCUUUUGAAGAUUAUUGUUUUUUGUUCCUUAAUUUACUCACGUCAACUUUCUUUUAAUGAUUCUCUUUAUGUAUAUUGGUUGACCAAGCCUUUCACACACUCAGGAUUGAAAUUAAAAGUUUAUAGAACUUUAUCGGAGAAUACAAAAGCGGCAGGUGAAGUGUCAAUAUGGUCAUUACAUAGUUCUAACGAUUCCAAUCGUAAAAUAUAUCCAAAUGAAGCAUAUGAACCACAAGAAUCAAAGUUAAGGUAUCAAAUGGAAACUUCAGAUGAUGAAGAAGAAAUGAGAAUAAUUACAGACGAAGAAAAAAAUAGCUCUUAUAUAUUUUGUAAAAUUAAGACUGAGAAGAAUAAUGAAUGGAAAAGCAAAAUAGAAAAUUUUACCGAAAAACUUCUAGAAUACAUGGAAAAAAUACAAGAGUGGAUGGAAGGUUUUGAAAAAGAAUGGGUAAUUGAUAUAUAUAAUGAUUGGAUUGAGAAUAUGAGUACAAAACGUAUAGAUUAUAUAGAUUCUUGGACACAACAUAUAUCUCAUAAAUGGACAAAAUAUAUAAAAGAGUCAUUUAAUUACGAAAAUAAACUUAAUGUAAAAAGUAUGGAUGAUAAAGAGGAAGAGGAACUUCAAUAUUUUUUUAGUAACCCAAAGCGUAAAAGUGAGAGUCUUAUGAAAAAUAAUGAAAAAAGAAAAGAGGAACUGAAGAAGUUGAAGGAAUUGAAAAAAUGUGAUUUAAAAGAAAUAAAAGAUAGAAUAAAUAAGAGAAAGAAAGAAUUAGAUAAGUAUAAGGAAAAUAAUAAAAUUAACACAAAGCGUUUUAAAAAAAAAAAAGAAUUAGCAGAAGAAGAAUUGUUUAGAUAUUGGACAGAAAAAAUAGAAAGAAUAUGGAAAGAGAAAAUAAAGAAUUGGAUGGAAAUUAUAGAAAAAUAUACUAAAACUAUGGAGAUAUGUAUGGAUGGAAUGGAAAAGAAUGAUUUACAAAUUAUAUUAGUAAAGUGGACAGAAGACCUAAAUAACUUUUUGGAAACUACUGGGGAAGUUUGGAUGCAAGACAUAGAAAGUUAUAUUAAAAAUAUAGAGAAAGAAUGGAUCAAAAAAAUGAAUGAAGAGUGGGAUGAACUGAUAAAAGAAAAUUCCAAUAGAAUAGCACUUAUAGAAUUGGAAAACAUUCUUAGUAAAGAGAAUAAACACCUUCUAAGGAAAAAGAGAGAAUGGAAAGAAAAGAAAAUGAAGAUAAAAACGGAAUUGGGAAUGAAGAAAAACUAUAAUUUUAACAUUAAAAAUUUUUCAAAGUUAAUACAAGAAGCAAAUCAAAAGUGUAUAUCAAUCAAAAAUUUUAUUAAAAAAAAAAAGGAAGAAUAUAGGAUAAAUAAAAAAGAAAAAAAUAAGAAAGAAAAAAAAGAAGAAAUAAAUAAGAAUGAAAAAAAGAAACAAAAAAAAAUAGAAGAGAAAAUUAUUAAUAUUUCUGAGAUACAGUUGUUACAGAAAAAAAGCACUGAAAAUCCUGGUUCAAUUUUGAAUAAAUGGCUAGAAGGGGAAGUAAUAUGGAAAGAUAUGAGUAAAAUAGAGAAAGAUUGUUGGUUAAAAGAUGAUAAAGAAUUAUGGGAAACAUGGAUUAAUUUAGCAUAUCAUUUUUCUCAUCUAUGGGAAAAAUGGGAAAUUUUGUUGGAAAUAGAAAAUGAAAGAAAUCAAAGUAUUCAAAAAGAUUUGAAUAAAUUGAAAGAAAUAUUAAGAAGAAGUGAGCAUAUUUUUAACGUAUUGGAUGAAUCAGAUUGGACAAAAAAAACAAGUGAAGUAGAAUGGAAAUAUAUGAAUGAAACAGAAUGGAUAAUAAAUAAAACUCAAGAAACAGACAACAGUAUAAACCUUCAACAAAAAAAGAUGAAGGACAUAAAGGAAAAUAAAAUAUUAGUAAAUUCAUUGAAGAAAUGUGAGGAAACCGGAAAUAGAUUCAAGGAAGAAUUUAAUAAUUUACAAAAGUGGCUUCGUAAUGAAAAUAGAUGGGAGAACUCUUUAAGAAGAGGGAUUAGAGAAUUCAAAGAAAAUUUGAAUCUUAAUGAAAUUAUUAAAUCAGAAAAAUGGAAGGAAUUAAUUGCGUGGCUGAAUAAUAAAGAUGAAGAAUGGAAAAAGUGGUUUCAUGAAAAUUUGAAAAAUCUAAAUGAAUGGGAAUGCAAAGCUGAAAGGAAGGAAUGGAAUAAUUUUAUGAGUAACGAUAGACAUAAAUUAAUGCUUUGGAUAGAUAAUGAAUGCAUGGAGCAUGUAUUAUUGUUUGAAACAAUUAAAAAGGAUCAGGAAAAAAUAACUGAUAAAAUGGAUAAGGAGUUGGAGCAUCUAUUGAGUGAUAAUUAUGUUUUGAAGAAAUUAUUAAAGAGAGAAUUCAAGACGUGGAGUAAAUGGUCUAAAGAAGAUAAGAAUGAAGAAAAUUGGGAGGAGUUGAAGCAAUGUUUAAGAAAUAAUGAAGAAAAAUUGAAACUUUUAGAAGAGUCUGUAAAAACUUACGAAGAUAAGAAAAAAAAAUUAUCAAGAUGGUUUGAAAGAGAUGAAUGCACAUGGGAUGAGAAGAAGAAAUAUGUAGAGACAAAGAUAGUAGAAUGGAAGGAAUCAAUAAAAUUUUUGGAAAAUAAUAAGAAAAUCUGGGAAAAUAUGAAAAAAAAAUGGAAUAGAUAUUCGAAUAAUAAUAAUAAUGACAAGUUGAAGUAUUUGUCAAAUACUAUGGAGUACCUUGAAUGGAUGAAGGAUAAGAAGAACAUGCUCAAGGAGUCUUUUAUAAGGAAUAGUCAAGAGAUGUUGGACUUAUUCAUGUGGGUAGAAAAUAAAAAGUGUGUAGAGAGCUUAAUUAAUGAAAAAAUUAUGGAGGAUAUUGAAGCCUGGAAAUAUUGGAAGAGCACAAAGGAUAAGUUGAUAAGACAAAGUGAAUACACAUUGUCAGAAAAGAUGUUAAGGAACUUUGUUAAAUUAUUAUGGCUUAUUGAUAAGGAAGCAGUAAAGAAAAUAGAGAAGUUGACGGGAGAGGGUGUAAAGAUUAAACGUUUGGAUAAAAGAUAUGUAAGCCCAAUAAGACCAAUGUUAAAAAUGAUGAUUUCUACAUAUAAUGAAACACGUAAAAAUACGAUAACUGCAUUUGAAAAUAUAUUCAAAUCUUAUGAAUGGACCCUUUGGAAAGAGUUGAAAAUAUUAGAUAAAGAAAAAAAGUUUAUUGAAAAUGUAGAAAAAAAAAUGAAAAAGAUUAAGAAAAGCAAAUGA
Plasmodium relictum is the source of this 3372-nucleotide messenger RNA. RefSeq lists its product as hypothetical. NCBI's taxonomy places the organism in Eukaryota, Apicomplexa, Aconoidasida, Haemosporida, Plasmodiidae. The transcript is spliced from 3 exons. The coding region runs from base 1 to 3372 and encodes 1123 amino acids. The record is from RefSeq and is a predicted model, not a curated record.